AUGGUCCAACCCCAAGUUUUUGUUGAUGACAACCACCCCAAGCAUGUUUGCAAAUUGCAUAAAUCUAUAUAUGGGCUGAAGCAAGCUCCUCGUCAAUGGUUUCACACUCUCACCGCCUGCUUACAAUCACUUGGAUUCAUCUUCAGAAAAUCGGAUCACUCCUUAUUAGUCUACAAGACCUCGGAUACACAAAUAUACAUACUCCUGUAUGUAGAUGACAUACUCAUCUCGGGCAACAACAAAUCCAAGAUUUCGGACCUCAUCUCACAGCUGCAAUCUAAAUUCUCACUUAAAGAUCUUGGACCGAUUUCAUUCUUUCUGGGUAUACAAGUGCUACAUUCCCCUCAUGGCUACUUCUUAAGCCAAUCCCAAUACGCUAGGGAUUUGAUUCAGGCAGCAGGUCUUGACUCUUGUAAGCCUUCUCAAUCCCCUGUAGCAGUGAAACCAACGCUCACAUCCAACAAUUUUCUUAAGUCGGAUCCCAUACAGUACCGCAAGUUGGCUGGCUCGUUACAGUACUUAACAAUCACCAGGCCUGAUAUUGCUUAUGCUACAAACAUUAUCUGCCAACAGAUGCAUAAUCCCAUGCAGCAACAUUUCAAUGCUCUUAAACGGCUUCUCCGGUACAUCCAAGGAACCCUCAAUUUCGGUCUUCCAAUUACUCGAGGCACACUACAGUUACAUUCAUAUUCUGAUUCCGACUGGGCAGUUGAUACAUUAGACCGAAAAUCCAUAUCUGGAUUUUGUACAUUUCUUGGCAAUUCCCUGAUUUCUUGGAAU
Messenger RNA from Dendrobium catenatum, 780 nucleotides. RefSeq lists its product as uncharacterized. The record is from RefSeq and is a predicted model, not a curated record. NCBI's taxonomy places the organism in Eukaryota, Viridiplantae, Streptophyta, Magnoliopsida, Asparagales, Orchidaceae. The annotation marks the transcript as partial. The transcript has a single exon.